AUGACCGAUGUGCAAAUGCAAAAUCAAACUAGUAGCUUGAAUACUAGUAAAAAAGAUUAUGAGAAUAGAUAUGAUGAUAAGGCGCCUAGAACUUUAUGCGUAAAAAACAUAUCAAAAGAGACAAAAGAAAGCGAACUGUUGGACUUAUUUAAGAAAUUUGGUUCUAUAGAAAGCAUAAAUCUUAAAGUAAAUAAAAAUAUUGGACCUUAUGCUAUAUACGCUCACGUUCUUUUUAGCGCUCCGGAGGAGGCUAAAAGAUGUCUAAAGCAAAUGAAUGGGAAAAUUUUAAAUGGAAGAGCUUUAAGAAUUGACUUUAAAAGAAAUAACAACAAAAUAGUGGAUGAUAAUGAUGAUGAUGGAAAUAGCAAUGUGAACAACUACCAGUACAUGAACAGCAAUAAUAAUAGCGGUAACAACAAUGGAAGCAUAAAAAGUAAUGUAAACUAUGCAAAUGUUGCCAUGAGCAACAAUAAAUUCCAUCGGAAAAUAAAUAGGAACAAUCAUUUCUACAACCAUCGAUACUCCAACAAUAAUAAGCGCAUGGCGAGGAAUGACGGUACUCUAAAUGAGGACAAUAUUAAUCCAUACGACUCGGAGACAAUUAAAUUUCGAGAACAUGAACAGGUAAAUAAACGAUUACGCACAGGUGGUAACAGUAUCAUUGAAAAUAUGAAAAUAAGCAAUCAGAACAAUUUAAACAGCCAAACAAAUUUACAUAGACAAACAAAUUUAAAUAGAAAAGAUGUAGAUAUUAAUAAAUUAAUAAAAACGUACGAUGAAAAUAAGAUUUUAAGUAAACCAAACAAUGAUGUUAAAAAUAACCAAGUAGAAGAAAUUUUACAAUUUUUAAUUAAAGAUGCUAUGAACAACCCCCCAAGAAUAAAAUUAUAUUUAUGUGAUCAUUUGAGGAAAUGCGCCCAGCAUGUUUUUAAUAGACCAUCUAUAAAUUUGAACAUAGCAAAUAGUAAUGUGAAGAAUAACAUCGGGUCAAAUAAUGAAUCCAAUGGAAUUAGCAAUACAAAUAGAAUUAUUGGUAAUCCCACUGCCCAGUUACAUAUGUCUGAACAAAGUAAUAUGUUGAUCGGCUUAAAACAACACAUGAUUAAUAAUGAAUUAUCGAACAAGAAAAAAAUGGUGACUCAAGGGAAUGAUAAUCUGUUAAAUGUUAUGUAUAAUGGAGGAUUAGCAAAAAGUGGAAAUAAUAUCCUUAACAUGGACUUGAACAAACCAACUAAUUUGAAAUACUCCCCGUGGAAAGGUAUCCUAGAAAUGAGAAAUAAAGAAAAUUUAAAUAUUAUCGGUUAUGAAUUAAAUGGGGAAACGAAUAAAUUUUUAAAUAAUAAUAUUACCAACAUAAUUAUAAGUCAUAGGAAAAAAAUGAAAAACAUACCCAAAAUAGCAACCACUUACUAUUUCCAAAUAGAGAAUAAGGAGGAUAAAAGUAUUUUAGAUUCAUAUAAAAACUAUUUUAAUAGUAAAGAUAGAGUUGGGUUAUCCUCAAUGAGUGAAGAUUGGCACAUGUAUCUUAUUUUUCCAGGUAGCCCUAUAUUUAACGAAUUUUAUAACACUAUUAGCGAUAUGAAGAAUUUAAUUGGAUCAAACAGUUUGAACUCUUUAAAUAAUAUCUUUAUUGGAAUUGUGUGCUAUAACCCUCAAAUUUCCGAAAGAAAAAAUGUGGGAGCACCGUUAAGGACACAAAAUCCAGAUACUACUACCGUCCACACUUUUAAUCAAUCCAACAUAAUAAAUGUUAACCAAACCGGUAUGACUAGCAACAUACCAAAUAUGAAGAAUCAACAUAAAAGUAAUUUUACCAAUGCAACAAAUGGUAUUGAUCCCAAUUGGAUCUCUAACAAUAAUGCGCACAAUAAUUUAACAAAACAAGGGAUUAGCAAGAACAUCGCAAUGAAUAAUAAUUUACCCAUGCACAAUAAUACUUUAAACUUAAAUAAUAUACAGGGUGCGACAAAUAAUAAACCUUUCAUCACAAAUAAUUUGAUCAAUGGUGGCAAUAGUUCUAGUAAUUUUCCAUUAGAACACAAGAAAGAUACAGGAACAGCAAUUACAACUCAAGUAGUAUUACGAAAUAAUCAAAAUGCUCCAAAAAUUAACACAUCUCAGAAUAAUUUUAACACACAAUUGAAUCAGGUAAAUGAUAUAAGUGAAGAAAAUCGAAAGGAAGAAAAUAAAAAUGAAGUACCAAAUUGGCUCAACCAAUUUAGCUCAUUAGCAGCAUAUCUUGUCAAAAAAUAG
Plasmodium gonderi is the source of this 2253-nucleotide messenger RNA. RefSeq lists its product as hypothetical. Gene Ontology annotation, molecular function: RNA binding. The transcript is spliced from 4 exons. Lineage: Eukaryota; Apicomplexa; Aconoidasida; Haemosporida; Plasmodiidae. The record is from RefSeq and is a predicted model, not a curated record. Bases 1 to 2253 code for a protein of 750 amino acids.